UCGAGUGCUCUGCACAUUGCUGCACGCGUCGGCUUCUCAUUAUAAGUUAUAUAUAUGAUUUAUCAUUCGCUACUUUUAUGUUUUGUUCGUUAAGUCAUUUAAAGUGAGCGGCAUCCGCUUUUAAAGCUUCAAUCAUAGCGUAGGCUACACCUUAAACUAUAUUCCUCUGUACAAUCAUCCGAUAGAAGACUGAGUAGGUAAGGUCCUGCGCUGUCUACUCAACCCGUGUCCUGAAGUGGCCCAGAAGUGCUUGCUUCGAGAAGGGGCUUUGCUUCUGUGGGUCUCUCUGCAAGAAUGGAUUUUCGAACGAAAGAGCAUUUGCAUGCCGCCACAUUACUGAUCGUAAUAUUCGUCAUGAACUCCGCAUAUUCAAAGUCAAGCAUUACUUGGGAAGUACAGCGCUAUGAUGGAUGGUACAAUAAUUUAGCACAUCACAGUCGAGGAGCAGCAGGCUCACCACUGAUCCGCCUCCUGCCAGCAAAGUAUUCUGACGGUGUCUAUCAACCCCUUCAGGAGCUGCCAAACCCACGGAAUAUCAGUAACAUUGCCAUGAGGGGACCCUCUGGCUUACCCUCAACCAGAAACCAGACUGUCCUGUCUGUUUUUUUUGGUUACCAUGUGGUGAAUGAGAUUGUAGACUCCCGCCUGCCUGCCUGCCCCCCGGAAUUCAUGCAUAUUUCGGUUCCACAAGGGGAUCCCGUCUUUGAUCCCAACAACACUGGGAAAACUAUGCUGCCAUUCCAGCGAGGGAAGUGGGCUAAGGACACCAGCCAAAGUCCCAAUAAUCCCCGAACUCAGGUAAACCAUGUGACCGCCUGGAUGGAUGGAAGCUCCAUCUACGGCUCAUCUAACUCUUGGUGUGAUGCUUUGAGGAGUUUCUCCGGAGGCCUCUUGGCCUCAGGGUCUGACAGGAAUUUCCCAAAGCGGACUUCAAAUCCCUACUUCAUGUGGACCAACGUUGACCCUUCCACUGGUCAGCACGGUCGGGAAGGGCUCUAUGAAUUUGGGAAUUCCAGGGGCAACGAGAAUGUGUUCACGGUGGCAGAAGGGAUUAUAUGGUUUAGGUACCAUAAUUACCUGGCCUCCAAGCUGCAGGAACAACAGAAGACGUGGUCAGAUGAAGAACUGUUUCAGGCUGCCAGGAAAAGGGUUGUUGCCACAUUCCAGAACAUUGCAUUCUAUGAAUGGCUGCCAUUGUAUCUUGGAAAUCAGACUGUACCACAAUAUCCAGGCUACCAGAAGCACACAGAUCCUGGGAUUUCUCCUGAAUUUCAGGCAGCUGCCAUGCGAUUUGGGUCUACUAUGGUUCCCCCUGGUGUUUACAUGAGAAACAGGACCUGUCAUUAUCGGGACAUCAUCAACUUCGAUAAUAGCACUUCCUCUGCCAUGCGAGUGUGUAACAGCUUCUGGAACAGAGAGAACCGAAACCUGCUGACGGACCAAGAUGUUGAUGAUCUCAUAAUGGGCAUGGCAUCACAGAUUGCAGAGAGAGAAGACAACAUCAUUGUGGAGGAUUUGAGAGAUUACAUGUAUGGUCCUUUGAAGUACACUCGCUCCGACCUGGUUGCACUGACCAUCCAGAGAGGGAGGGACAGCGGUCUGCCCAGCUACAACCAGGCGAGGGCGACCUUUGACCUCCCACCAGUGAGCCGGUGGGAGGAUAUGAACCCCCAGCUUAACAGAACCUGCCCUGAGCUGUUCAGAAACCUGGCUGAGCUCUAUGGCAAUGACAUCUCCAAGCUGGAGCUUUUCCCUGGGGGCCUCCUGGAGUCUUCGGGGGCCCCGGGCCCCCUCUUCUCUGCCAUUAUCCUGGACCAGUUUCAGAGAAUCAGGGACGGAGACCGCUACUGGUUUGAGAACAUGAAAAAUGGUCUUUUCACAGCGGAAGAGGUGCAGGCCAUCCGCAACACCACCUUUCACGAUGUCAUCGUGGCAGUCACCAGUGCACAGAGUGGGGACAUCCAGAAAAAUGUAUUCCGCUGGAUGGAUGGUGACCCCUGUCCCCAGCCUGAGCAACUAAAUGCCACAAUGCUCCACCCCUGCACCAAGGCCACGUCCCAUGACUAUUUUGAAGGCAGCGGGCUGGGAUUUGGUAUAACUGUCGCAGCCCUGUUCCUGCUCCCACCAGUGAGCUUUCUACUGGCCUAUUUGGUGGCCCUUUAUCGCAAGUCCAAGUUCAACAGGUACCAGAGGAAGGGCAGUACGACGGAUAGCACAGGGGAGCCAGCAGCCUUUGAGUGGCAGGGGCCCAGGCAGCCUCAGCAGCCCGUUGGGCUGGAGGUGGACUUGCAGAACAGGAGUUUACGGGUUACGGAUGCCAGCGGAUCCAACCUCCGCUCCCUCAGCCUGCCCAGCCAGGGCCACUUGGACGCCCUCCUGUCCAGCAACCGCCAGCGCCGCGCCCUGCUGCUUAAAAUCCCCAAAGAGUACGAUUUGGUGUUGUUUUUUGAGGACGAAAGCAAACGUUCAGAGUUUGUGACGCAGCUGGCCUGUGACUGCCCGGGAGGGGCCCAGGUUCUGAGGGCGAGGGAGGUGAGAGAGCAGGACCUGCUGAAGGAGGCCGUGACGCGGGAACAGAGGGCACAGAUCGUGGAGACGUUCUUCAGACACACUUUCGCGCAGGUCCUGGAGAUCGAUAAGCGUGACGCCGGGGAUCUAAGUGGUGUACCCUCCAGGAGGACCAGAGAGGUGCUUCAGUGUGAGCUCAGCAGGACGGAAUUUGCCGAUGCCCUUGGCCUAAAGCCUGACUCCCUCUUUGUGGAGUCUAUGUUCACCCUGGCUGACAAAGACUGCAACGGUUACCUGUCCUGCCAGGAGCUUCUGGAUAUUGUUGUUACUUUUAUGAAAGGCUCCCCAGAAGAGAAGUCAAAGCUGAUGUUUACCAUGCAUGAUAUCGACGGCAAUGGGUUCCUGUCAAAAGAUGAGUUUUCCAGGUUACUGAGGUCCUUCAUUGAAAUCUCAAAAAGCUGCCUCUCAAAGAGCCAAGCAGAGCAGGCCAUCGAGGCCAUGCUGACGGCGGCCGGGUUCGAUGACAAAGAGCAGAUCACCUGGGAGGACUUCCACUUCCUGCUACGUGACCACGAGAAAGAGCUGCGCUUUGCUCAGCUCAAUAUCAAAGGGAUGGAGAUGCAGGGUAAAGACUUACUGAAGAGAAACCACCAGGUAUCCUUCAUCACCACAGAAAAGAACACUUGCCAGCGUGAAGGAGAGAACCUGCGCAAGAGAAUGGGGAGAAAGGAGGGAUUCUACAGCGCUAAAGUGUUUGUGAAGCCCAUGAGGGAAAGGUACACAAGGAGCAGAUUUCAGCAGAGAAUACAGCAGUUCAAGCGCUUCAUGGAGAACUACCGUCGCCAUAUUGUCUGUUUGGCCAUCAUCUACGGCAUCACUGCCGGCGUGACUCUGGAGAGAUGUUACUACUAUGGUGCGCAGGCGGACGCUUCUGGUAUCCCUGAGACCACGGCAGUGGGCAUCGUGGUGUCCCGUGGUUCGGCAGCCGCUGUCUCCUUCCUGUUUCCCUACAUGCUGCUCACCGUCUGCCGUAACCUCAUCACCCUGGCCCGCGAGACCUUCCUCAACCGCUACAUCCCCUUCGACGCCGCCAUCGACCUCCACCGCUGGAUGGCUAUGUCCGCCAUCGUUCUCGCAGUCAUUCACAGUUUAGGUCAUGGGGUCAACGUCUACAUCCUCUCUGUUAGCAACCUUAACAUCCUGGCCUGCCUAUUCCCCAAAGUGUUUCCAAAUGAUGGUUUUGAACUGCCUCAGAAGUGGACCUGGUGGUUCUUUAAGACCGUUCCAGGCCUCACUGGUGUCCUGCUGCUCCUCAUCCUGUCUCUCAUGUACGUCUUCGCCUCGCGGUAUUUUCGACACAUCAGCUUCCGUGGAUUCUGGGUCACACACUACCUCUACGUCCUCCUCUACAUUAUGACUGUUAUUCAUGGAAGUUACGGCCUGAUCCAGGAACCCAGGUUCCACAUCUACCUCAUUCCCCCCGCUAUUCUCUUUCUGGUGGACAAGCUCAUCAGUCUGAACAGGAAGAAGGUGGAAAUCCCUGUGGUGAAAGCUGAGCUGCUUCCCUCCGGUGUGACGUGUUUGGAGUUUAAGCGACCUCAGGAUUUCAUGUAUCGUUCGGGACAGUGGGUGCGCGUGGCGUGCCUGGAGUUGGGCACGGAUGAGUAUCACCCCUUCACGCUGACCUCCGCACCCCACGAGGAGAACCUCAGCCUGCAUAUUCGAGCAGUGGGGCCGUGGACCAGCAAGCUGAGGGAGUCAUACACACCUGGGAGCCUUGAGCAGCAGGGGGCAUACCCUAAACUGUACUUGGAUGGGCCCUUUGGGGAGGGGCACCAGGAAUGGACUAAUUUUGAGGUGUCCGUCUUAGUGGGUGGUGGAAUUGGAGUCACUCCGUUCACCUCUAUCUUGAAAGACCUGGUGUUCAAGUCUUCAGUCAAAUUCAAGAUCCAGUGCAAAAAGGUAUACUUCAUUUGGGUUACUCGGACCCAGAAGCAGUUUGAAUGGGUGUCUGACAUCAUCCGGGAGGUGGAGGAGAUGGAUGCCCAGGAUCUGGUCUCUGUUCACAUUUACAUCACUCAGCUGGCUGAGAAGUUUGACCUGCGGACCACCAUGCUGUAUGUUUGUGAGCGUCAUUUUCAGAAGGUAUGGAACAAGAGCCUGUUCACUGGUUUGCGGUCCAUCACCCAUUUUGGACGGCCUCCUUUCCUCUCCUUUUUCAGCUCUCUGCAGGAAGUACAUCCGGAAGUGAACAAAAUUGGGGUGUUCAGCUGUGGACCCCCAGGCUUGACCAAGAACGUGGAGAAGGCUUGUCAAAAGAUGAACAAGAAAGACCAGGCCCACUUCAUCCACCACUACGAGAAUUUCUAGCUUAUGUUUAGUUAUAUGCAACCAGCUUCGUACAAUGGAGUAGUAACCUCUAAUGAAAAUGUCAGCCAUGUAACUAUAAAAUAUCUAUGCCGUAUUAUAUAAUUUGUUUUCUUUUUUUCUUUUUUUUUUUACAAAUGGUAUAGUGCAUUUCUAUCUUGACUUACAGUAAUGAUGCAUUGUUAUAAUACUGUAUUACAAAUAUACUUUUUGUAUAAAAUAUUAUAUUAUAAAUAUUAUUUUGGCCACUUUGUUGUGAAUUUAAAUGACCAGCUUCCCAGCAUACUGUAACUCCAACAGAAGUUGAGGGUUCCUGUAUGUCAAGCUAACACUGUAGAUCAUAAAUGCGUGUUUUUAUCCACACAAUACACAUAUAAUCAUAAACAACACAAAUGAGUGUUCAAUAAUUACAAAUGUUACAUGUAGUAAUACUGUUGUUUUAAAUUUCUAAUCGGCAACUUUAAAAAAGCAUUUCUAGCAUUGUUAUUGUUAUGCUCGAGUCUCUUACAAUUUUCACCAUAACAUGUAAAAACGAUUUUAUAUAAUAAAUGUUUCAUGAAUAAAUCUUA
Molecule: messenger RNA, 5444 nt
Organism: Anguilla rostrata (American eel)
Lineage: Eukaryota; Metazoa; Chordata; Actinopteri; Anguilliformes; Anguillidae
Product: dual oxidase 1-like
Exons: 34
Coding region: 295-4878 (1527 amino acids)
Biological process (GO): defense response; superoxide anion generation; response to oxidative stress
Cellular component (GO): plasma membrane; NADPH oxidase complex
Molecular function (GO): heme binding; calcium ion binding; peroxidase activity
Source: RefSeq, a predicted model, not a curated record